Molecule: messenger RNA, 3850 nt
Organism: Apodemus sylvaticus (European woodmouse)
Lineage: Eukaryota; Metazoa; Chordata; Mammalia; Rodentia; Muridae
Gene: Src
Product: SRC proto-oncogene, non-receptor tyrosine kinase
Exons: 13
Coding region: 363-1973 (536 amino acids)
Biological process (GO): innate immune response; osteoclast development; protein phosphorylation
Cellular component (GO): extrinsic component of cytoplasmic side of plasma membrane
Molecular function (GO): growth factor receptor binding; non-membrane spanning protein tyrosine kinase activity; ATP binding
Source: RefSeq, a predicted model, not a curated record
GGUCCUUGCCUCCUAGAAACUGGAGUGUGGGGGAUAGGCCAUGUAUCAAGCAAGUGGCCAGAUAAAUGAAUAUAUAAUUGUGGCUGUGAUAAGGGCAAGGCCUGUGGAGCAGAGGAAUCUUGGAGGAGUGUAGGAGGUGUCUGGGCAUGAAGCUAGAGGAAGGUGUGCCAGGCAGGAAGAGAGUCUGCAGAUGCGGAUGUCGAGGUCCAGAGAAAGGGAGCAGCUCGCCUAGACACGGAGCAGGGGCGGCGGAGCAGGGUCUUUAGGCCAAAACCCCGGAUACUACAGCUUGUGUCUGUGCUGGGCCCCCAGACUGCUCCCCAGAUCCACUGGGGUGGCCCUGCUACCUAUCAGCCAGGACCAUGGGCAGCAACAAGAGCAAACCCAAGGACGCCAGCCAGCGGCGCCGCAGCCUGGAGCCCACCGAGAACGUGCACGGGGCGGGGGGCGCCUUCCCGGCUUCACAGACACCGAGCAAGCCGGCCUCCGCCGAUGGCCACCGCGGGCCCAGCGCCGCCUUCGUGCCCCCCGCGGCCGCCGAGCCCAAGCUCUUCGGAGGCUUCAACUCCUCGGACACUGUCACCUCCCCGCAGAGGGCGGGGCCUCUGGCAGGUGGGGUGACCACCUUUGUGGCCCUCUAUGACUAUGAGUCACGGACAGAGACUGACCUGUCCUUCAAGAAAGGGGAGCGGCUGCAGAUUGUCAAUAACACAGAGGGAGACUGGUGGCUGGCACACUCGCUGAGCACAGGACAGACCGGUUACAUCCCCAGCAACUAUGUGGCGCCCUCCGACUCCAUCCAGGCUGAGGAGUGGUACUUUGGCAAGAUCACUAGACGGGAAUCAGAGCGCCUACUUCUCAACGCCGAGAACCCGAGAGGGACCUUCCUCGUGAGGGAGAGCGAGACCACUAAAGGUGCCUACUGCCUCUCUGUAUCCGACUUCGACAAUGCCAAGGGCCUAAAUGUGAAACACUACAAGAUCCGGAAACUGGACAGCGGCGGGUUCUACAUUACCUCCCGCACCCAGUUCAACAGCCUGCAGCAGCUCGUAGCCUACUACUCUAAACAUGCUGAUGGCCUGUGUCACCGCCUCACUACCGUGUGUCCCACAUCCAAGCCUCAGACCCAAGGCCUGGCCAAGGAUGCGUGGGAGAUCCCCCGGGAGUCCCUGCGGCUGGAGGUUAAGCUGGGCCAGGGCUGCUUCGGAGAGGUGUGGAUGGGGACCUGGAACGGCACCACGAGGGUGGCCAUCAAAACCCUGAAGCCAGGCACCAUGUCUCCGGAGGCCUUCCUGCAGGAGGCCCAAGUCAUGAAGAAACUGCGGCAUGAGAAACUGGUGCAGCUGUACGCCGUGGUGUCGGAAGAACCUAUUUACAUCGUGACAGAGUACAUGAACAAGGGGAGUCUGCUGGACUUUCUCAAGGGGGAAACGGGUAAAUACUUGAGGCUGCCGCAGCUGGUCGACAUGUCUGCUCAGAUCGCUUCAGGCAUGGCCUAUGUGGAACGGAUGAACUAUGUGCACCGGGACCUCCGAGCCGCCAAUAUCCUGGUUGGGGAGAACCUGGUGUGCAAGGUGGCCGACUUUGGGCUGGCCCGGCUCAUAGAAGACAACGAAUACACAGCCCGGCAAGGUGCCAAAUUCCCCAUCAAGUGGACCGCCCCUGAAGCUGCCCUGUACGGCAGGUUCACCAUCAAGUCGGACGUGUGGUCCUUUGGGAUCCUGCUGACCGAACUCACCACUAAGGGACGAGUACCCUAUCCUGGGAUGGUGAACCGCGAGGUCCUGGACCAGGUCGAGCGAGGUUACCGGAUGCCUUGUCCCCCCGAGUGCCCCGAGUCCCUGCAUGACCUCAUGUGCCAGUGUUGGCGGAAAGAGCCUGAGGAGCGGCCCACCUUCGAGUACCUGCAGGCCUUCCUGGAAGACUACUUUACAUCCACCGAGCCGCAGUACCAGCCCGGGGAGAACCUAUAGGAACUGUGUGCGCAGAACUGUCACCUCUAGGCUCCCGUGUGUUGCCUCUGAUGCACCUGCCUCCCUUCAUCCUCUCUCUGGGGCUCAGUUGCCACCUCGGCAGUGCCCCUUUUGGAGCAUGGAAGGGCUUCAGGGACAGAGCAGCCUGGAAGGACAGGUUGAGGCUGGUACAGUGACUGUCCCAUGCCUGCCCUGGCCACAGGUUCUCUCUGCAUUCUCUCUGGAGUUAGCCUGCUUCUCGCAGGACACACUGGUGACGAGCAGAGCUGAGGAGUAGUUUUCCAACCUCAACUCACUCCACUCCCUGGCUCCUCCCCACUUUCUUCACCCUGGGUCUGUUUUAAGCUGGCCGAAGAGCCUUUCCAAAGAGGAAUAAGGCCCAGUCACUGGCCUAUAUAUACUUCCUGCCCCUGGCCGUCCUAUUGGAGGCUUCUGGGUGGAACAUUGGGUCUACAACCCUCUUCCAUGGCCCUCAGGCAAGACAGCCCAGGGCCCAACACCAGUUGGGAUGAGUGUCAGAGGGAGCACUCCCUCAGCCCCGUCCUCCACGAGGGACCCUUGAGAUCACCGACACGUCACCCUCAUUUCUCUGUUGGAAAAACUGAAUCCAGGAGGGGCUGUGACCUGCCCAAGAACGAGGGCAGUUUAGGGUUGAGGUGGGCUUGGCACCCGGUGCUCCCUCUGUCUUCCUCAGGAACUAACGAGAACUGCCCUCCAAGGCAGUGGGCAAGCUGGGGCCCGAGAGUGGCUUCACGUCGGCAGGGUUCUGCUGCCACUGGUACUCCUGGGUCUGUCACAGGGGACCAGGCAAGCAGGAGGCUGAGCUAGAAGCGAGGGGUAGAAAGCGAGGAUGUGGAACAGGCUUCCGUGUCGAUGUAGGCAGGCUUUGACUUGAGAGCCAGCUGUGACGUGACCGAGCUCCUGGGCUGCGGAGGCAGUCGGGUAGAAGAGGAAUAGCUGAGAAGUGGGAGCCCCGCUCCCCCAAUUGUCCUGAUCAUUUCAACACCCGGCCCUUGCUCGCCCGCCCAUGCCGGGACUCCCUCACUCACAGGGAGGGAGGGCAAGGACCCUCACUGCUGUGCACCGACACUGACCCCGCCCUCCCUACACUAUACUCUGCCCCCCGGGACUGUGGCUUCUUCACUGCUCAGUGUCCGUAUAGAUAGACCCACAGCUAGGCAUCCAGGCCCUGGAGCAGCAGACAGCUGACUGCUUGGUCCCUGGCUCUUCUGCCCAGCCUUAGGAUAUGUGGUGGCUUCUCUCUGCCUCAGUGUCCCUAUCUGUAAGAUGGGCAGUUGAUGAUUAGUGGUAUCUCAAUCAAGGGUCCCUGUGUGUGUGUGUGUGUGUGUGUGUGUGUGUACACAUGUGCCUGUGUGUCUUCCCUUGUGUCCAUAUUUAACAUGUAAGAACAUCCCUACUCUGUCCCCAGACAUGAUCAUUUCACCCACUGCCCCAUCACAGCAAUAAUGUCCCCGCCGCCACCGCCACCGGGGAUCCGAGCCAGCCAGGCCCUGCUCGCAGGGAAGGAUGCCAAGCAGGGCCUGCCCUGACAUUUCCACUUUGCUCCCGUAGUCGUCUGCCCAUGUCUGCCCAUGCACCCGGCGGGCCUGAGCUUGCCACUGGAUGCUUCCUGCCCGAAGCCCAAGGACCUUUGUGUACGGUGGCCUCAACUAUCUGGCUUUCUUUUUUUUUUUUUUUUUUUUUUCUUUUUAACAGUGUUUUGUAGAUUUCAGAUGACUAUGCAGAGGCCUUGGGGACCCCUCAGCUCUGGGCAGGGCCUGGGGCUCCCACAUUCCAUGGCCCAGGCUUGGGGGAGGGGAACCCAGACUGGUUGUACAUACUUUGCAUACCGUCUGAUUAAACACAAACAGACCUCA